Messenger RNA from Eremothecium cymbalariae DBVPG#7215, 864 nucleotides. It is a transcript of the gene CAB5, whose product is annotated as putative dephospho-CoA kinase. Gene Ontology annotation, biological process: coenzyme A biosynthetic process. The transcript has a single exon. Bases 1 to 864 code for a protein of 287 amino acids. Lineage: Eukaryota; Fungi; Ascomycota; Saccharomycetes; Saccharomycetales; Saccharomycetaceae. The record is from RefSeq and is a predicted model, not a curated record. Gene Ontology annotation, molecular function: ATP binding; dephospho-CoA kinase activity.
AUGCUUGUUGUUGGGUUGACAGGCGGAAUUGCCUGUGGGAAAUCGACAGUUUCGAAGAGAUUUCGAGAACGGUACAAGAUCCCUAUAAUCGAUGCAGAUUUUAUUGCCAGGGAGAUUAUGGAACCUGGUGAAUGUACAUAUCAAAAGGUUGUUGAGAGAUUCCAGGAUAAGGUACCGGAUCUUGUCUUUGCGAAUGGUGGAUUGAAUAGACCUGCCUUAGGGGCUUGGGUAUUUGCUCAUCCGGAUGAGCGCAAGGCAUUGAAUAGCAUUACGCAUCCUGAGAUUAGGCGGAGGAUUUUGUUUAGAAUUUUGGCUUGUUACCUGAAGAUGUAUCCAAUGUGUGUCUUGGAUAUUCCGUUGUUAUUUGAGGCAGGGAUGGACAUAUUUUGUGGGGUAACCAUUAGUGUGGUUUGUGAUCAAAAGACGCAGGUUGAAAGGUUAAUGGUUCGAAAUCCUGAACUAACUAGGGAACAAGCGUUGGACAGAAUUGGUUCCCAGAUGUCCAUCGAGGAAAGAAUUGAAAGAUCUGAUUAUGUGAUUAAGAACAAUGGGAAUUUGGAGACACUCUACGGGUCUGUGGACAGUGUCGUUACAUAUGUCAAACCAUUUAUUUUCAGUGUUAUAUUGCACUAUUUUUUGCCUUUUGGUAUAAUAUCUGCACUAUCUGUGAUGUUAUCUAAAACAUACAAGAACCGGAUUGCUAGUUCAGCAAGCUUCAGGAGACGCGAUAGGAAUAAGAAGAAAGAGGAUAAGCUAAAGAAGAAAAUGGCUAAGGUGAAUAAGAAAACUGCAAUCAAGGACAAAAAGAAGGCGUCGAAGGGAGAGAAAAAGAAGCGCAUGUCAUUUUUCAAGGUUUUUGGCUAA